GUUUGAUACACAUGUUUUUUUUCAAUUGGAAUUUUUUCAUCUGACUUAAUUAUAAAAUCAUGAUUUAUCGAAUCAAUCCAUUUAAAUCAUUUGGUUGGCAAAAACAAAUGAUUAGAUUUUCAUCAUCAUCAUCAUUGUCGAAUCCAAAUAUAAAACGAUUUUAUAAAAAUGUUCAUAUUAUUAAAAGUGAUUGUCAUGAACCACGUUAUGAAAUCAUUUUGGAUAAAAGAAAAUUAAAAACACCUAAAGGUAGCGUAUUCUAUGUACAAAAUGAACCAUUAGCAUCGAUGAUUGCAACCGAAUGGGAUUCACAAAAAGAUAAAAUCAUACCGACCAGUAUGCAUUUAACAUCAUUGGUCAAUACGGUUAUUGAUAAUCCAGGUGGUCAUACAAUCGAUUCAUAUGUUGAUAAAUUAAUAUCCUAUCUUGAAUUUGAUACUGUUUGUUAUCGUAAUUCAUUACCAACCGAAUUGUAUGAAUUACAAACAAAUCGUCUUGAUCCAAUUGUUCAAUGGUUUGCCGAUCAAUUUAAAUGUAGUAUGCCAAUUACAACUGAUGUUGUAUCACCUGAAAUCGAUCAACGUACAUUAGAAAUUAUUCGUAAAUAUUUACGUUCAUUUAAUGAAUGGUCAAUGGUUGGCAUAAUGUAUGCAACAGAAAAUCUUAAAUCAUUAAUUUUAACCUGUGCAUUAAUUGCACGUCAAUUAUCAGUCGAACAGGCUGUAUCAUUAUCAAGAAUUGAAGAAAAUUUUCAAGCAUCACGUUGGACAUCGGUUGAAUAUCAUCAUGAUAUUGAACAAUAUAAUAUUGAAUCACGUGUAGCAGCUGCUAUUGUAUUUAUUUUAUUAAAUUUUGAAAAAAAUUAUGUAUCACAAAAAUCGAUUAAUUAAAUUUGUUUU
Dermatophagoides pteronyssinus (European house dust mite) is the source of this 899-nucleotide messenger RNA. RefSeq names its product ATP synthase mitochondrial F1 complex assembly factor 2 homolog l(2)k14505. Lineage: Eukaryota; Metazoa; Arthropoda; Arachnida; Sarcoptiformes; Pyroglyphidae. The record is from RefSeq and is a predicted model, not a curated record. Gene Ontology annotation, biological process: mitochondrial proton-transporting ATP synthase complex assembly. Gene Ontology annotation, cellular component: mitochondrion.